AUGAUCAAUCUUAUAGAACAAUAAGUCGACAAACAACCAAUUCUUUAACAAGUAUCCAAAUUGAAGGACUUUCUCCUUAACCAUGUGAACUAGAAAGUAGUAUUUCUUACAUCAGGUGGAACCUCAGUUCCUCUGGAAUAGAACACUGUAAGAUCUAUCGAAAACUUCUCAUCUGGAUUGAGAGGAGCAGCCUCUGCUGAAUACUUCUUGAGAGAAGGCUUCGUUGUCAUAUACUAUUACAGAGACAAAUGCUUAAGACCAUUUGCAAGGCAUUUAAAUGUCUAAAAACUUAUUAAUGCUGAUCAAGAGGAACUAGAAAAACUUAAGUAACUUUAACAAGUUGAUAGAACUAAGCUCUACGAAGUAUCUUAUGUUUCUGUAAUGGAAUACUUGUAUUUUGUUAUAAAAGCUAUGGAAAUCUUCAAAGAAUUGAAAUUGAACAUACUAGUUUAUUUAGCCAGUGCCGUCAGUGAUUAUUACAUUCCAAAAAACAUGAUGGCAUAACAUAAGAUCUAAGCUUAAGACAAACUAGAAUUAGAGUUAAUGCCAGUUCCUAAAAUUUUGGGCUUGAUAAGAGAAAUUUAUCAGGAAGCUAUAAUAAUUUCAUUUAAAUUAGAAACUGAUGAUGAUAUUCUAUAUAAGAAAAUUUAAGAGUCUAUGAAGAAAUACAAUUUAGAAUAUUGUAUAGGAAAUUUAUUGCAAAAUAGAAGAGAUCAAAUUGUUAUUUAUAAUAAGGGAGAGUUUGUCAAGAUGGAAAGAAAUAAGGAUGAAAUAGAGGAGCAAAUUAUUGAAUAUUUUAAAUAAAACAUCAAAUGAAAUUAGUUUAAAUUAUUAUUUUAAUGCCAAUAAUAUAUUAAUAUUU
Paramecium tetraurelia is the source of this 862-nucleotide messenger RNA. RefSeq lists its product as uncharacterized. The record is from RefSeq and is a predicted model, not a curated record. Gene Ontology annotation, molecular function: phosphopantothenate--cysteine ligase activity. Gene Ontology annotation, biological process: coenzyme A biosynthetic process. The transcript has 3 exons. NCBI's taxonomy places the organism in Eukaryota, Ciliophora, Oligohymenophorea, Peniculida, Parameciidae. Gene Ontology annotation, cellular component: nucleus; cytoplasm.